AUGGCUCACAACAAUCUCGAGGCGUCCAAUACGCCCAUCGUCGCCGAAAAGGACGACAUCGCCGCGGCCAAGGGCGAGCAUGUUGAGGAAAUCGGACACGCCGCCAUCGCUGAAGACGCCGAAGAAACCCCCCUCCAGGCCAUCAAGAACCAGCCAUGGGCGUUCGCUUGGUGCCUGUACGCCAUCUACGUCCUCGUCCUGACCAGUUUCGACAACCAGGCCGGUGGUAGCAUUCUGGGCAUCAGGGAGUUCCGCAAGGAUUUUGGUUCGCCAUACAACGGCGACUAUGUCCUCCCCGCUAAGUGGCAGUCUGCCUACAGCGGAGCACCAGUGGCAUCUGCUGUUGUCGGAUCUAUCGGUGCCGGCUACAUAGCCGAUCUUAUCGGACGCAAGUGGACUUACUUCAUCAGCUACAUCUUCAUCUUUGUCGGCAUCACUCUCGAAGUCAUCAGCACAACGAACGAAAUCUUCUUCGCUGGCAAGUUCAUCGCCGGAUUCCCCAUCGGUGCUUUUAUCACUGUUAGCAUGACAUACAUCGGCGAGGUCGCACCCCUGGCACUUCGAGGCAUCAUGACCGCCGCCGCCGCCAUUGCCUUUACCAUCGGCCCCUUCAUCGUGUCACUCGUCGUCAACUCGACGGGAACCAGAGAAGAUCGCUGGGCAUACCGCGCUGUUUUCGUUUCACAGUACGGAAUCAGCGGAUUGGGUGCCAUCAUGUUAUUCUUCAUGCCGGAGUCUCCUUGGUGGCUCGUCAACAAGGACCAGAUGCAAAAGGCCGCGAGGUCCCUCGGUCGUCUUGGAUAUGAUGCCAUCCAGGUCGAGAAGAGGCUCUCCGUCAUCACCAACACACUUGCCGAAGUGCGCAAGGAGACCGAUGGCGUGACGUUUGCCGAGUGCUUCCGCAAGUCCAACCUACGUCGUACCAUCAUCUCCGUCGCUCCUCUGAGCAUUCAAGCCCUAUGCGGAGUCUUCUUCGUCUCAUCAUACAGCACCUACUACCAACAAAUUGCUGGUUAUUCCGUUAAGGAGAGUUUCAUCUUGGCUAUUGUUCAGCAAGUCAUGUCCAUGAUUGGCAACAUAGUUUCUUGGUUCCUCAUCGACAGAGUCGGUCGUCGUGGUCUGACACUCUACGGCAUGUGCAUCCUGACGACUCUUCUGAUGGUUACCGGUGGUCUUGCAGUUGCGGGCACUCCCGGGGCUGUCAAGGGAACAGUUGCCCUGCUCCUGAUCUACUGCUUCUUCUACAACGUCACCAUCGGUGCCACUGCCUAUUCUCUCUUGACCGAGAUUGCGACUUCUCGUCUCCGUGCCAAGACUGCCUCGAUGGCUCUGGCUCUUCAGAACGCCCUCUUCACUAUGUGGGCUUUUGUCAUUCCGUUCCUGUUUAACCCCGAUCAAGCGAACCUUGGAGCCAAAGUCGCGUUCAUCUUCGGCGCCAUGUCAAUCUUGUCUACGGUAUAUCUCUGGUUCUUCCAACCGGAAGUGGCUGGCCGAUCGUACGAGGAGCUUGACGAACUGUUCAUCAAGAAGGUGCCAGCCCGGCAGUUCAAGGGUUACAAGACGGAAGUACAAGAGAAGGCCGAGAGAGCGGUCGCAGAGGGUAUUUAA
Messenger RNA from Colletotrichum karsti, 1608 nucleotides. RefSeq names its product MFS hexose transporter. Gene Ontology annotation, cellular component: membrane. Gene Ontology annotation, biological process: transmembrane transport; carbohydrate transport. The transcript is spliced from 4 exons. The coding region runs from base 1 to 1608 and encodes 535 amino acids. The record is from RefSeq and is a predicted model, not a curated record. Gene Ontology annotation, molecular function: carbohydrate:proton symporter activity. NCBI's taxonomy places the organism in Eukaryota, Fungi, Ascomycota, Sordariomycetes, Glomerellales, Glomerellaceae.